UAGGAAAGGAAACAUGGCAGCAGCUGUGUGAUGCAGGAGACUCGCGGCUCCGCAAUGAAAGAUGCUCAUAACUCUGUGUUACAUGUAUCUGUGGGUGCGAUUCCAGAGAUAUUACAGCGGUGUGAUCCGCAGCGUGUUAUAUAGACUGAGCGGCGGCCAGAGCAGCUUUACUUUCUGUUCUCUGAAGAACCCCGAACAGCCCACAAACAGCCCAAACGAGGACUCACCGUUCCUGAAGCGGGGCAAUAAAGUCCUUUACAUCACUGAGCCGCAGGUGUGUGAUGAUGACCUCAGUAAAUGGACACUGUGUUUGGACUCUUCGCUGGUUUGUACUCCACAGCCAGAAAACAUCGCCUUCAUCAUAGAGGCCACAUCAGAGCAAAGAUCUGGAUGCUCUCCUCACAGAACUGAUAAAGUGCUGAAGUGGUCUGAUUAUUGUCUUCCGUUGGCGUUCAGUCCCGGGCAGCCGUAUAGAGCCGUAGCUGAAGCCAGUGUGGAAAACUUCAGCCGACUCGGAGUGGCACUUUUGGAAGAUCGUCUUCAGAUGGAAAAUGGGCUCAAACCUGAAAAAAUAGUUUCUGUGUCACUCAGAGAAUCGGCUCUUAAAGAAUUGUUGGAACGACAGCGAUCAGACCGCAGCAGAAAACUCGAGUCAAAACAUCUCAGUGAGCCGACAGCGAUUGUUUUAUCCCAGGAGUCUGUGUCAGAGAGAGAAGCACGAGACAUUUUAUAUUCUACUCUCCCGAGAAAGAGCGCCUCACAUCUGUCCGUCCGGCGGGACUCGGACACGCAGAGUUGCGGAGUGGAACGCAGACCCUCACGUGACCUGCAGGAGGACACGUCCGAACACCACCACAUGGACGGACAUCACCUGCAUCUGUCCAGCUGCCACGAGUGUCUGGAACUGGAGAACAGCACCAUCCUGUCGGUGAAGUUCGCCUCCGUGGAGAACAUACCGGACCUCCCGGACGACUUCACCGCCGUGGACGAGGAGGGCGGCGGUAUCUCAGUUCACAGCAGGAGGGUGAACGAGAGCGGGAAACCGCCCAAUGUGCUGGUGUUCACAGGUGGCUGCGAGGAGCAGUUCCAGAAGGUGCGCUCGCUGCUGGCCGAAUGCAUCGAUACGGACAGCUACGCCAUCUAUCCCCUGCGGCCGCAGCAGGCGCUGAGUGAGCCCUGGUUGGAGAAUGCUCUGCUGCUGGUGCUCGCCACCGACCAGACACUCACGCCGCAGCUGCAGCUGCGCUUCCUGUCCUACCUGAGCCAGGGCGGGAAAUUGUUGGGCCUGUCGUCUUCGCUCUGUCCUGCCGGACUCACGCUGCAGCGCAGAGACACCCAGAAGAAUCAGAUCUGCACGCUGAACUUCACCAAAUCGGACAGCACGGAGCUGCGGCUGAGCGUGCUGGCGAGCGGAAGCGUGUAUGUGCGGGAUCCACAGGACGGUGGAGGUGGCGAGGUGGAGCUCUGGGGGGAGAUCAGCACGGAGGACGAGAAGCACAUGGCGAUCGUUCGAGUGACUCACGGAGCGGACAGUGGCGAGGCCGUACUCUGUCAGGUGCGUUUGGAAACGGCUCCAGACGCUGAUGUCACUCAUGGUUUCUCUGAGCUGAAGAUGAGUAAUGCUCGCCGCUAUGAGGUUCUGACAGAGAUCCUGAUGUCUCUUGGUUUGAGCUGUGAACUGAGUCAGGUGCCGCCCCACAGUCCUCUUUACCUGCUCCACAUACACCAGCACCGCUUAUCAAGAACAACCAUAACAACAAACAAUUGCGUGAGGGAUUCACAUCGAUCUCAAACCCUCGGCGCUCAGGAACAACCAACAAAAACAAACAAUUGCAACGGCUGCAUUGGACAGGGGAUUGGGUUGUCCCAGGUAGUGGAGGGGGAGGAGCGCCCCGUGCUGUACAUUAGCCGAAAGCUCCCGGAAGGCCGUUUCCUGCCGUGGUUGCGAGGGCAGGUGUCCGGCUCCGGUGGUGUUUUGAGGACUCAGACGGGCAGUCUCAGGGUCAUCUGGGGUGGAGAGGAACCACCAGAUCUAGCUGACGGUGAGCGGGCAUUAUACACCGACCCGCCACAGAACUUCUCAGAACAUUUCAGUCUGCAGACGUACAAACAAAACCUACAAACUCAACGACUGGGCCAAACCGUCAUUUACGCUGACGUCACCACCACCACAAUGGACCUGCUGGAGGGGUUGAUGUUGCAGUUGCCGCAGGAAAUGGGGUUAAUCGCCAUAGCAGCACGUCAGACCCAGGGCAAAGGUCGAGGGUGUAAUGCGUGGUUGAGUCCUGUGGGUUGUGGGAUGUUUACUCUUCACCUGCAGCUUCCGCUGAACUCGCCGCUCGGUCAGAGAGUUUCAUUCCUGCAGCAUCUCGUUGCGCUUGCUGUCGUGGAGUCUGUGCGCACACUGCCGGGUUAUGAGGACAUUGAUCUGCGACUGAAGUGGCCAAAUGACAUUUACUACAGUAAUCUGAUGAAACUCGGUGGUGUUCUGGUCAAUUCCACCAUCACUGGUCAAACCUUCAACCUUCUGAUCGGCUGCGGGUUCAACGUGAGCAAUAGCAACCCGACCAUCUGCAUUAAUGACCUGGUGCUGCAGCAGAAUUGUGAAUGCGGUCGCAGUCUUGAUGCGCUCAGUACGUCGCAGCUCAUCGCACGUACAGUCUCUCUGCUGGAGCGCUUCAUCGCAGACUUUCAGCUGCGCGGCCCGCAUGCACUGCUGCCUCUCUACUACAAGAGAUGGAUACACAGCGGCAUGCGUGUGCGUCUGUGGAGUGAGGACGGGCCAGAGGCCGAGGUCGUGGGUCUUGAUGAGAACGGGUUUCUGCAGGUGUUUUCUCAAGAUCAGGGAGUCGUGUCUGUGCAGCCUGACGGAAACUCCUUCGACAUGUUGAGAAACCUCGUGAUGAUUAAGAGCCGCUGAACACUCACUGAAGUCUGAUGUGUUUGAAGAUGAAAUCAUUUAAUGAGAUCUCAUUUAAAAUAAAUGCAAUUAUUUCCUCUUUUUAAUUAUCAUAAUGAUUCCGGCCCCAAUGGAUCAUAGAAAUGAUCAGUUAACAUUGUUAAUUAGCAUCCUGUGUUUAUUGGAUAUUUAUUUCACACACAGUUUGGGUCAUUAAUAUCUGGAAUAGACAUCAAAGAGUUUCUGUCUUGUCUGAUUCAUCAUACAUUCAGAUUAUUAUUAAUUCAAUAUACUUUAAUUUCACAUGCAAGAAGAACUGAUUUCAGACAGACAGUGUAAGAUGAAUUUUGUGUUCAUAUGUGUGCUGGUAAAUAAGCACCGUUAACUAAAAAUGCUGUGUGUGAGAUAAACACGUGAGUAACACACAAAUGUUGUAAUUACAGUACAUGGUUUUUAAAAUUAACAAUAUGUUUCUGUCUCUUGAAGCAUUAUUUGUAAAAUAUGGAAGUUUCUUUGAAAAUCUGACUGAAAUUCCGAUUGCUUUUAUCUAUAUGUAACUGAAUCUCUGAAUUGGUUCCAUAUUAGAUUUUGAGGAGAUUUGCAUAUUUAUAUCAGGGAAUCCACUAUUAAUCUGUCAAUAUCAAUGUUUUGUAAUAAUCCACAAUUUGUAAACCAAUAUGAAUGCUCCAUUUAACAUAGUCAUUCCAGUGUUGUACGGUAUUAAAAACAAUUGGUCAUUG
Molecule: messenger RNA, 3639 nt
Organism: Myxocyprinus asiaticus (Chinese sucker)
Lineage: Eukaryota; Metazoa; Chordata; Actinopteri; Cypriniformes; Catostomidae
Gene: hlcs
Product: holocarboxylase synthetase (biotin-(proprionyl-CoA-carboxylase (ATP-hydrolysing)) ligase)
Exons: 13
Coding region: 62-2920 (952 amino acids)
Biological process (GO): protein modification process
Cellular component (GO): cytoplasm
Molecular function (GO): biotin--[biotin carboxyl-carrier protein] ligase activity
Source: RefSeq, a predicted model, not a curated record